Nannospalax galili (Upper Galilee mountains blind mole rat) is the source of this 948-nucleotide messenger RNA. RefSeq names its product olfactory receptor 139. Gene Ontology annotation, biological process: G protein-coupled receptor signaling pathway. The transcript has a single exon. The record is from RefSeq and is a predicted model, not a curated record. Gene Ontology annotation, molecular function: olfactory receptor activity; G protein-coupled receptor activity. Lineage: Eukaryota; Metazoa; Chordata; Mammalia; Rodentia; Spalacidae. The coding region runs from base 1 to 948 and encodes 315 amino acids. Gene Ontology annotation, cellular component: membrane.
AUGGAGCCAGAUGCCUGGGGAAACAGCACAGCUGUUAAUGAAUUCAUCCUUCUUGGCCUAACAGGAAACAUUCGACUGCAACUUGUCUUUUUCGUUGUCUUUUUCUUUGCCUAUGCAAUCACAGUUGGCGGUAACUUUAGCAUCUUGGCUGCCAUCUUUAUGGAGCCCAAACUCCACACUCCCAUGUACUACUUUCUCGGGAAUUUAUCUCUGCUGGACAUCGGAUGUAUCACUGUCACCGUUCCACCAAUGCUAUCCUGUCUCCUGACCCACCCGUGCAGAUUUCCCUAUGCUGCCUGCAUUUUGCAGCUCUUCUUUUUCCACCUCUUAGCUGGUGUGGACUGUCAUCUCUUGACAGCCAUGGCCUAUGACCGCUACCUAGCUAUCUGCCAGCCUCUCACCUAUAGCACCCGGAUGAGCCGUGAAGUCCAGGGUGCCCUGGUGGGCAUUUGUUGCACUAUCUCCUUCAUCAAUGCUUUGACUCACACAGUGGCUGUGUCUGUGCUGAACUUCUGUGGCCCUAAUGUAGUCAACCACUUCUACUGUGAUCUCCCACCUCUUUUCCAGCUCUCCUGCUCCAGCAUCCACCUCAAUGGGCAGCUACUUUUUGUGGGAGCCACCUUCAUGGGAGUAGUCCCCGUAAUCCUUAUCUCAGUGUCCUACGCCCAUGUUGCUGCUGCAGUACUAAGGAUCCGCUCUGCAGAGGGGAGGAAGAAGGCAUUUUCCACAUGUGGUUCCCACCUCACUGUGGUCUGUAUGUUUUAUGGAACCGGCUUCUUCAGUUAUAUGCGUCUGGAUUCAGUCUCAGCUUCAGACAAAGACAAGGGCCUUGGAAUUUUCAAUACUAUCCUCAGCCCCAUGCUGAAUCCACUCAUCUACAGCCUCCGGAACCCUGAUGUGCAGGGCGCCCUGAAGAGGGUGCUGACAGGAAAGAGGCAUCCAGUGUGA